Molecule: messenger RNA, 3167 nt
Organism: Bombina bombina (fire-bellied toad)
Lineage: Eukaryota; Metazoa; Chordata; Amphibia; Anura; Bombinatoridae
Gene: KCNE4
Product: potassium voltage-gated channel subfamily E regulatory subunit 4
Exons: 2
Coding region: 159-644 (161 amino acids)
Biological process (GO): potassium ion export across plasma membrane; regulation of heart rate by cardiac conduction; negative regulation of delayed rectifier potassium channel activity
Cellular component (GO): membrane
Molecular function (GO): potassium channel regulator activity; voltage-gated potassium channel activity involved in ventricular cardiac muscle cell action potential repolarization; delayed rectifier potassium channel activity
Source: RefSeq, a predicted model, not a curated record
UCUCAACCAGUGUUCAGAACAUCAGCUGGAGUCUACAGACAUCAGGAAAAGCAUCAGAAUCAUUUUCAAACCCCAACAUCUUUUUUACCAAGUGAAGUUCCACGGCUAAUAGCGGAGCCCAUAUUGAUGCACUCAGACUGGAUCUGACUACAGCUUCAAUGUUGACAAUGGAGGCAGAAAACGGGACCUCAACAAGCCCAACUGUCAACUUUUAUCAGGAUUCCCCCAGUCCUGUGAACAGUAUGCAGAAGAGUAAUGAAUACUUUUACAUCCUUAUUGUUUUUUCUUUCUAUGGUGUGUUCCUAAUGGGGAUGAUGCUGGUCUACAUAAGGGCCAAAAGGAGGGAGAAAGAACCUAAACUAUUGCUGCUUUAUAAGGACGAGGAGAAGCAGUGGAUGGAGUAUAGGAAAACUGCAAGUGCAUCAUCUAUAAGCAGAAUUCUCCAACCUCCUAACGUGCUCAAUGUCCUCCAGGAGAGUGUGGGACCAGCUUUCUCCUGCACUGCUUGCAAUCUAGAGGGCAGCAGCAUGAGCUCAGAGUCCUCCUCUUCCGAUGUCCACUUAACCAUCCAAGAAGAAGCUACAGAAGGAAUUCUUAAUGAAAGAACAGAAGAGAAGAACGAGGGCCUGGGGCAGACACCCUAGCGAUGUUAAAUGUUAGGCACAUAAAUUCACUCAGGAAUCUUUAAGAUCUCUGUACAUGAGAUAUGUGUCCAGUUUUUACGGUCAAGUUCUGUAAUGAGCUUCUGUUACAGGUUAGAAGCGCAAAUGCAGCACAUACACAUCCGUAAUUGUGCGGACAAUGGCAAAGCUGCUUUCCUUCCAGCAGCUUUGAAAUAAGAGAAUUCAAAGUCUAUGAGAUGACAAGGUUUUCUGAACUUGGCUCUAGAAGAAAUAACAACAACAACAAAAGGGCAAUGCCUCUUUCCCCAAAAUUGUUGGCUACAGACUGUAAUUGAGAAUGGCAUACACCGGAACUGGGCGAACAAAUCCUGCUUUAUAUGAAGUUUGUAAAGUUUGUAUUUCUGCAUAGGUUAGUUUUACAGAUCUAAACGCACAAUAAUAAGUACUCACUGGACCUACUGCUGUAUAAAGUAACAGCUAAGUUCUUGAUAUAUUGAGUAUCUGACAGCACAAAGACAUAUUUCUUGGUGUGUGUGUAGUCUCUCUGUCUCACUUCACUGUAAAUAUAGGUAAUGUCAUCAUAAAAUAUUUUAAGACUAUAAAAAAGGUAAAUAAAAUGGAGAAGUAAUUAUUUAUAUUAUUCUUAGAAUUAAAAAUGAAGAUAAACAUAUUAAAAACUGAUAGAUAAAUUAUUAAAUUAGCUGACUACUGAUAAAAAUCUUAAAGGGACAUGAAACCCUUUUUUGUUAGAUAGAACAACUUUCUGAUUUAGUUCUAACUUUCUAAAUUACUUCUAUUAUCAAACUUGCUUUAUUCUCUUGGUAUCCUUUGCUGAAGGAGCAGCAAUGUACUACUAGGAGUUCACUGAAAACAUCUGGAGAGCCAAUAACUAGAGUCAUAUAUGUGUAUAUUGGUUUUCAUCAAAGAAUACCAACAGAACAAAGUAAAUUUGUAAAUAGAAGUGAAAUUAAAAGUGUCUUAAAAUCACAUGCUCUAUGUGAAUAAAGGAAGUUACAUUUAGACUUUCCUAGCCCUUUAAUAGAGUUUAUAGUAUCCUACACUUGACCAGCAUUAGCUGAGUAACCUAUGCUAUAGCGCAGUUUAAUAAAAUGAAAUGUCUCUUGAAGAGAAGCACAGAUUUCUUCCUUCAAGAUAUUUAACAUCCCUGUGAGUCUAUUCCAAAUGUCUCCUGUAAAAGCUGCAGUCAGAGUUACAACUGAAGGCCAAAGUGUAUGGAAAAUUUCCUCCCGAGCACACAAAUUGCACAGCUUCUAGAGCUGAGCCCUGGAACAGCCAAAAAAAUAUGUAUCUGGAACUUCUCUGAAUGUUGUUUUUAAAAAAAACAGAAAUGCAAUGCAAACAUGAUAGGGGUUGUCUCUGUUUAGGGAGACUGUCGUGCAUAAUAGUUAUGCCUAAAAGCUACCAUAGCUGCAGUAGUUUAUGUUUCAUGAUAUAUACCUUCAUGUGCUUUCAAACGUAUCUCAGGUCUUUUGCAAAAUAUAGAUGAUCAAAAAAUGUAGCCAAAAUAUAGUGUUGCACGUUUUUGCAGUGCACAAAUACAUAUGUGUAUGUAUAUACACACAUACAUACCUUUAUGCACACACAGACACACAUGUGCGUACACACACCCUCAUAUACUGACACAUACAUACCUUUAUGCACACACACACCCUCAGAUACACACACAUACAUACCUUUAUGCACACACACACGUGUGUACACACACCCUCAUAUACACACACAUACAUACCUUUAUGCACACACACACACACACACAUGUGCGUACACACCCCCUCAUAUACACACACUCACAUAUACACACACAUUCAUAUACACACAUUCACAUAUACAGACACACAUACACACACACAGUCAUGUACACACACUCACAUAUACACACACAGUCACAGACACACAUACACACACAGCCACUGACACACAUACACACACAGUCAUAUACACACUCACAUAUACACAGUCACAGACAUACUUACAUUCACACACAGUCACUGACACACAUACACACACAGUCAUAUACACACUCACAUAUACACAUUCACAGACAUACUUACAUUCACAAACACAGACACACAAAGUCACAUACACAAAGUCACAGGCACACACCCAGUCACAUACACAAAGUCAGAGACACACACAGUCAUAUACACACACAGUCACAUAAACACACAUGUUAACAGACACGCUCACAUACACACACACACACACACACACACAUAUAUGUGUGUGUAUAUAUAUAUAUAUAUAUAUAUAUAUAUAUAUAUAAAUAAAUAAAUUAUGAGAUCCAUUUGUGGGGCUUGGUGAGCUUAUGUAGAGUCAAUAAAGUGCCUGAGUUUAUGAUCAAAUACACUAAAACCAUAUUAUAACCUAAUUUAUUUUUGGCAUUGUGUGAUAUCUUAACAGUGCUGAAUUAAUAUGUAAAAUACUGUAUAUAUGUCUUCCAGUGUUUCACGUUGUAGAUACAUUGCAUCUUGUGUAUUAUAAAUAAAAUGGUUUUAUUUAAAUAAAUACUUUUGUAAAAAAAAA